This is a messenger RNA of Xylona heveae TC161, 1119 nucleotides long. RefSeq lists its product as hypothetical. Gene Ontology annotation, cellular component: DUBm complex; SAGA complex. Gene Ontology annotation, molecular function: transcription coactivator activity. The record is from RefSeq and is a predicted model, not a curated record. The transcript has 2 exons. NCBI's taxonomy places the organism in Eukaryota, Fungi, Ascomycota, Xylonomycetes, Xylonales, Xylonaceae. Gene Ontology annotation, biological process: positive regulation of DNA-templated transcription; regulation of transcription by RNA polymerase II. Bases 1 to 1119 code for a protein of 372 amino acids.
AUGGACGACGCAGGGGAGGCUGGACCUCCACCGGAUCCUAGUAGCAUGGCCGGACUGGUCACGGCUAUUUUAAAUGACUGUUUGCAAAACAUCAUUCACGACAUUGUGCUGAAAACUCACCGGGAGGAAAAGCUUCUCCGGAUGCAAUCGGCCGCGAUCAUUGCGGAGCAAGCUGCUAUCGACCAGGGCGUUAUACCAAAUGAAACCAACGACGAGAACAACCCUUCGUCUACUCCUUCCGCCCAAAUUUCGCCCAGGAAAGCUGGGAAAAAGGUGGAAACUCCGGGGGCUGUAUAUGAUAAUGGAAAGAUCUACCUGAAAGGAAAUCCGCUGGAAACAACCAAGGACAUAUAUUGCCCAAGUUGCAAACUGCCCCGGCUGCUCUAUCCUGCGUCUGGAGUAGGGUCAAAACCGCCAGAACCUGGCGUCGCUUAUUGCACCAAGCAGCCAUAUAUCACUAAACCGGGACAUGAUAUUUAUGGCAACCCAUUUCCGUCUGAAGGUGCCAGAACUAAGAAAGAUGCGAAAUCGCAAGUUGCUAAAGAGGCGACCCCUGGCAGCUUCGACUCCCCAACUCCGCCAGAAGGUUUAUCCUCAACGUCAUCGCAAGGGCCAGCAUUCCCGAAUGUGAAAUGUCCAGUUUGCAGUCGAAGUUUGAUCAUAACCCGCUACGCUCAACAUUUGGAGAAAUGCAUGGGCAUUUCUGGACGCCAGAGUAGUAGAAACGCCAUGGCCAAGUUGAAUAGCCAAAACAGCACGUCUGGAACGCCCUUUGGAAGCCGAAUGAGCACACCGGUGCCGGCUCCUAUGAAGAAGAGCCCAAGCAAACGCGCCAGAGAAGAAGCGGAAGGCGAUGACGAGGGUGUCAAGAAGAAGAAGGUCUUGAAAAAGUUUGGGGAGAAGUCUAGAUUAAGCAAAUUGGGAGAGGGCAAGGAGGGCAAAGGUAUCGCUCGGCCUCUGUCUUCGGCAAAUUCAGAGAAGAGCCCUCAGAAAAAAGAUCGAGAAGGCACGCCGAACGGGACAUGGGCAAUGGGGAAGAAGAAGCUGGUCAGACCGUCUGCUGGCGGAGAUGCCGGACCCAAGGGCGCGCACUGGUCAAAAAAUUCCACGACGACUUGA